Molecule: messenger RNA, 6834 nt
Organism: Anopheles nili
Lineage: Eukaryota; Metazoa; Arthropoda; Insecta; Diptera; Culicidae
Gene: Hrb27C
Product: heterogeneous nuclear ribonucleoprotein 27C
Exons: 1
Coding region: 20-1246 (408 amino acids)
Molecular function (GO): RNA binding
Source: RefSeq, a predicted model, not a curated record
CGGAACCGGUACUAGAAAGAUGCACCCGUCGAAAAAGAUGAUCCCCGCCGAACUGGACGAUCAUGAGAAGGGAAAGCUGUUUGUCGGCGGGCUGUCCUGGGAGACGAGCCACGAGAACCUGCAGCGCUACUUCAGCCGGUACGGUGAGGUCAUCGAUUGCGUCGUGAUGAAGAACAACGAGACGGGCCGGUCACGCGGUUUCGGUUUCGUGACGUUCGCCGAUCCGGAGAACGUUGAGCGGGCGCUGGAGAACGGUCCGCACACGCUGGAUGGUCGCACGAUCGAUCCGAAGCCGUGCAAUCCGCGCUCGCAGCAUAAGCCGAAGCGCACCGGCGGAUAUCCGAAGGUGUUCCUCGGCGGAUUGCCGCCCAACAUCACGGAGACGGAUCUGCGCACGUUCUUCUGUCGCUACGGCAACGUGAUGGAGGUUGUCAUCAUGUACGAUCAGGAGAAGAAGAAAUCGCGCGGGUUCGGAUUCCUGUCGUUCGAGAACGAGAACGCGGUCGAGCGGGCCACGAGUGAUCAUUUCGUGCACAUCAGCGGCAAGCAGGUCGAGGUGAAGAAGGCGGAACCGCGCGAUGGCAACCAGAACAACAGCAACAGCAUGAAUACGGACUCGUACCAGUGGGGCUCGCCGCAGGCGCCCCCGAUGGGCAACGGCCAGAUGGGCGGACCGCCGAUUAACAUGCAGUCGAACAUGAUCCAGGGCUACCAGGGCUGGGGCACGUCGCAGCCGCAGCAGGGCUACGGUGGGUACGGAGCGGGAGCCGCCAGUGCUGCCAAUACGUACCAGAGCUGGGGUGCUCCGCCACCGCCGCAGCAGUGGGGCAAUUACAACGCGACGCCCCAGCAAACCCAGGGCUACGGUGGUUACGACAUGUACAACAACUCCGGUGCCGGUAGCGCCGGUGGAUACGGUUCCGGUAACUGGAACUCGUGGAACAUGCCCCCGAACACGGCUGGAUCUGCGGCCGGCUCGACCGCGGACAUGUACACGCGUCCGCAGUCGGGACCGACGGCCGGGCCAGGUGUUUCGGCCGGCCCAACCAGCGGUGGUCCGUCAAAGCCGGGCUCGGAGUACGGUGGUGGUUCGGCGGCCUAUGGUGGCGGUGCUGCAGCUGCUGCUGCGGCCGCGACUGGGUACAACUACUACCAGAACGACCAGAACUCGUACAACAAUCGGCCGCGUUCGGUGUACGGUGCCGGCAGCGAUGCCACCUCUCAGCCACCCUACCAGGCGUUCUAGAUGGGCCUGCCGGCUGCUGCUUCGACCGUUCGCGGUGCGGCCACCGUGGAGUCGUGGCCGGGUCGGCCCUGCUUGUCGGAGCCACCACCGGAGCAGUAGUGCGCGACAGCGUGGUUAGGACGAUGAAACAACAGCGCGAUGAAACUGGACAAUUAGAGUAUAUAUAUAUACACAUGCACACAGCAACACACCCACACACCACCCAUGCGUUGGAUGCCACAAACAAUAAUAGACCGAGCAAAGCAUCAGUUUCAGCACAUCAGCAGCAGCAGCGGCGCAAUGUCGAGGUUGUGAUGGGUGAGAAAGUUGAUGAAUUUUGUUUCCUCCCGGACAGACGGAAUACCCAAAUCAUGCAACACGCUGCCACCUUGGGCGGCGCUAUAUAUCCGGCAGAAUAGAUAGCGAGAAUCAUCAAUUAAACGCGGGCGCUGAUGCGAGAGAAGAGGAAAAAACACACACUUCAUUAUAAAUAUAUAUAUAGAGAUACAUAUAAACGUACUAAAGGUAAACAGCAUAUUAAACUGGAGGGAUUCUAAUAAGGAUGGAAAAUGGAUGCUUAGCAAAGAUUAUAAGAGUAAUUAUUACCUAUACACAUAGACACACGCUCGUUCACCCGUAAAUUUUCACACAACACCUUGUACACCGUAUAAACGAUCGGCGAAAGCGAACAAGAGGACGUUGUCAGAGCGGUGGCAGAAGCAGAAAACAGAGGAAACAUAACACAAAUUCAGAAUAAGUCAUAUGAUGUACACACGAAUAAGACACAUGCGCGUUAGAAUGUAGGAUGUAGCAGCAGCUCGGGGAUCGAACGGAAUCGCACACGCGAGGUAAAUGGAGAGGAAAAUUUAGCGCUGAAAAUGAUGGCACAUGCAGAGGAAAACUCGGGCGUCCGGCGUUCGUAUAGCUUUGAAGAGUAAACAGUUUCCGUUUUCUCAUGGAAAUUCAUAUUUUAUUGUACUAAAUUAUCGUAUCAUAUUUUUUCGCCUCCAUUGGAGCUCAAACUUCUCCAUCCUUUCUGAGCUCCUCCAUGCAGUGUGGCCAGGUGUAUAAAUUAGUUUGAUAUUUCAAUUUUUAACCAUUUUCCUCCUCACACGUGUGUCACGCACGAGCAAGUAGGAAGACGAUUGGCAAACGCGCGUUUCAAGUGAAAGUGGAAUUUUGUGCUUGGCUCAGGUGUGUUUUCAAUCGCGCCUGAAAAUACGUCGGCGCUUUUGACCACACGCGCGUCUACACGUACCGACAAGGAAACAUUAAUCGAAUUUUUGCUAUAUUUUGGUAAUAGUACAGAAAGUGCGCGAUCGGUGCCAGAUAGAACCUGGCGACGUCUACGUAACUGUUGAACUUCUAUCACGACAAACGAAGGAGACGUACACAGAAUACAUUGCUGAACAAUUUGAAUUCGGAACCAGAACAGCCGUUCCCCAAAACAGCUUGCGCGCUGUAGUAAUGUUGUUUUACGGUGAAGCGAAUGAAAUUGUACGUAUAAUGCGGUUUUGUGCAUUCGUUUAUUUUUUACUUUAUCUUAUUUUUUUCACUUUGAUUUUAUUUUAAAACUACAAUUACGAUAAAUAACUAUUAACGAUAGCUUCUUCAUUUUGUACUUUUGCUAAUGAUACUGUACUCUGUAGCGCCCUAUCGUAAGUCACCGCGAAAGCUUCUCGCGUUUCGUCUUCAGUAGGCCACUUCCCCGCGUGAGGGGGUGGGUUUCUUUCUCCCGCGCUUGUACCGGUAUUAGAGAAGAGACGGCACCACGGUUUACGCUAAGUUCCCGUGAGUUGCGCGGAUCCAACUGCCUAUCCCUGCGAACGCGUUCCCAUUUUUCUUCCCUUUUCGUCCGAGCCACGGCGUGGUACGUGGUGUCAUGUUUUAAUGCAUGGGUAGCACACGAUGUAAAAGGAGAGACAAAUUUUCGCAACCGAUUAGAGCUAUAGUUGGCAUGACAAGAAGGCAAACGGCAGUCCCAGGCUGACGCGGGGCACGACGAUCACCGUAUUGGAAGUAAGGGAACAGGAGAGAAGCAAAUCGAUUUGCAGGCUACAUGUAGAACGCACGGCAGGAUUCGACUUAACAUAAUUAAUGGUAGUUGCACUCUGUUCGUUCCAUACAUUUCCCUUGAUUUUAAAGCUAGGUAAACAACUUUGCAGUUAAUUGAUACUUGUAGUAACGUUAAAAUGCGGUGAUAAGCAGUGUAAAACUACCAUCAUUAUCAAAGCUAACGAUUAAGAGAGACCGUGCGCGCGGACGCAAUAGCGAAUAGUUUCAUGCGAUAGCUUACUUCUAGAGCAAAGCACAUACAAACAAAAACAAGGAAACUGUAAGGUAAAGAAAUGGCCGGUUUUAAACGAUAGAAAAUCAUUCGGUUAACUUGAUCAUAGGCUUAUAAUAGUAUUUUCUGUUUUAGAUUUUCUUUCCUCUUUUUUUGGUUGCGGCCAGUUCCCUCUCUGCUGCUUCUGUUCGGAAGAGGUGAUUCUUGUUCUUGCGCUCGUGCGUUCGUGCAUGCUGUACAUUAGAUGCCCUCAAUAUAAUAUUGGCCGCGGAGCAGGAUUGCUUCCAAGCUACGACACACCCCGUAUGUUAUGUUUUAAUUCUCCUUUCCCGCUCCUACUUCCUUUCAUUUUGUUUUUUUUUCUACGCGGAUCAAUCGAUUUCCCUACGCCUCUAUGUCCACCUUUUUUCCACCCAACACCCAUGCAUAGAAUCCUGCUUUCGAGUUAGAGAGUUUUGUUUUUUAAACAACGUAUGAUUAUAGCUAAAAUACAAGCAACAAAAACGCCUAACAUCUAAGUGAAAAACAAAAAAUCAACAUCAACAACAUAUGGACUCUAGCACGCGGUAAUUAAGAUACAACGCGCCUAACGCGUUUUAAGAGCGAGAACUGAUAUUGUAUAACUUUUAGAAACAACUAGUGGAGGGAAACGAACAAGCCACGAUUGUUUUAUUGAACUUACACGCACGGUUUUAGAUGGUAAUCGCACAGACAAGACAACAACACAGGCCAGGGCUUCGGCAGGGCGUUUGGUAUUUUUCGUCUUUCCUUUGUUCCUUCUUCCAGCCGGAGAGGAGCAAAGGAUAGAACACAUGUCGCGAGUGGGAAGCGCCACGGUAACUUUAGAGCAGCAUCAUCCCAACCGCGCAGGAUAAGAAAGGAUGCAAACCGUUUUUUUAAGGAUUUAUUUUCGUAAGUCACGCUUACAUCCCGGGCGGGGUAAGCGCGCAUGGGUAAGAUUCGCCAACAAGAGAUUAGUGAUAGAUAGAGAACGGUCACUUAAUAACAGAUUAGAUACAGCAAAAAAGAAACAAACUAUAGCGCUAAACUAAGUAGAGGAGUGAGCUCGAUGGUGACCGAAAAAAAGAGAAACACGGCAAGCAAGCAAGCGAGGAAGGAUGAACAAAAGAUGUUGAUAGAGUGUGAAUGUGAGUGAGAACGUGAAUGAGCGAGUAAGUUAGUCUGGACGAGUGAGAUGAGAGAGAAUUGAAAGAUUGAAAGUCUAAGAAUAAAUACUUAAUAGCGAGAAAAAAAGGAUAAAAAAGGAAAAAAAUCUGCAAUUCUAAAAAUGUAACAAGCCCCCAUUGUAAGUAGUAGAGCAACAAAAGCACACCCAGAAUUAAGCGAAACGUUGAAACACUAAAGAGAAGUUUAGAUUAAAAGACCAGGAAGCCCUGUUUAGUUAAACAAAUGUGUUGAAGUAAGCAACAAAAACCCAUAAGUAAGACAGCGAUAGCGAUACGAAGAGAGUUGGAUGCGUAAAAGCGGUGUAAGAAAGCGUGAAGUUUAUCUUUUUUUAAAUAGUUGUUUCCCGGUAUCGAAUACCGCAGCCAAGCCGCGCGUGAAACUAGAGUUGAUGUUUAUGUUUCGUUUAUUUUCUUCCGUUCAAACGUUUUCCACCAGCUUUUUCUAAUACGAUACGAUAAAGAAGAAUAGUAUAGACGUUAGCCGUUGUUCUCGUUUCCCUGCGCCUGUAUAUUCCAAGUAGUUCCUCUGAUGAUCUUCCUCUAUGUUAAGUGAUGGAUGUGUGUCUCCUGUGCGUCUACUCUUCCCGGUCCCUUUCCCUCGACCCUGCCACUUCCCACCGUCUAUCGAUCCGUUGAGCUCUGGAAUUCGUUCCGUAAGAUAAAAUCCUCUGCGUUUGUUUGUUUGAUCUAUAGCUAUGAUUUUUAGUGCUUUUUAGUAUGUGUAAAGGUGUUAUUGAACUAAACUGAGAGACAAAAAAAAACAGAAAUAAGGAACCCAGCAAGAUGUGUGCUACCCGAUCCUAUGAGGAAAGCGUUGGUUAUUCUUAGCGCGCUACAGUUUGCGUAUAAGCUUAUUCUGCUUUAUUAUUAUUUCUUUUUGUAUUUGCUAUCUUUUCCUCCCAUUAUAACGUAAAUAUAUACCAUUAUAAUACCUAUGCUCGUAUAUAAGUACGAUUUUUUUAUCGUUUUUGCCCGCCAACUAUGCGUACAUCCAACAAUACCUUAUUCACCGAUUUGCAACCGUGCACGAUUGAAUAUAGUUUUGGCUACAAAAAGAAUGUGUUCAGUUUGUAGUUGUUAUUCCCACUGGUAGGAAAUUAGGAAUUCGCUUACGUGUAUCGAGCGGGCUUGUGCCGUGUGUGUGUGUGUCCUUGCGUCUUCUGAUCCUUUUUGACUAGUGAGAAACCAAAAGAUACAGUUUAAUGCUUUAAAAUGUGACGUAAAAGGUAUCUUUUUUUAAACAUAAUACGCAUGUAAGACCAAUAUGAUCAUUCAUCGACGAGAUUAGGCAGUUGUCGAGUUAGCGAUACGUUUGCUAGUACGAGGUUCCAAACCUUACUAACCUGUUUGUUGGAAGAGAUUGAUCAGCUAAAGAGAACCACGAGACCCCACGCGUUAGAAUGGACAUGGUGGCUUCUCAUAGGAGCGUUCAAUAACUUUCUACACAAGUAAUUUAGGCGAAUCGCAUUAACAACACAAAUAGAAGGUAAAUUAAAAAGUAACGCAAUCCCUGGACUCUAUCGUGAACGGACGAUAAACGCAGGAAAAACGAAUCUGUGGACUUAUUGCAUGAAAUAACAUUGAAAUAAUUUAAAGUGUAGGAAAAAUGACAAAACUAUUGUAAAAUAGGAAUAAAAAUUCAGUAACAGCUUAGAAUUACUUUGUGUAAGAGCUCAGUAAAGAAUGGUCACAGGACACACGCGAUACACACAGGCACAUUUUUCUCGCUUUUUAUUCACCGUUACGAUUCUUGGCACAAUUAAAAGAUCCCUAUAUAUGUAUGUUAGGAGAACUCAAUACGGACAUUUGUUGUAGCUUAAACAAAAUGAACCGCGGUACGAUCGGUCUAAUACAGUACCGCUCGCAACGGAUAAGGCUAUGCAUUGAAGAAAGGCACACACAAUCCUGCACGCUCCCUUAGAAAUGGCAUAGAAAUUGAAAUAGAUUGAAUCCACCACCAUUUCGUUUCUACACAUCCAAAUUUUUAGUUUUGCGCUCUACCCUGGAUAGAAGGUUGUCGCAGCAGUUUGAUUUUUAUUAUUUUUAUUUUUGUAUCACAAGAUUUUUUUAAUUUUUUACUCAUAUUUUUGUAUUUCAACAGCUGAAUUUAAUAAAUUUAUUCAUUUAAUAUUGUA